AUGACAACUCCAUCACGUAGGCGGUUGAUGAGGGACUUCAAGAAGUUGCAGGAGGAUCCACCGGCUGGCGUUAGCGGUGCACCAACGGAGGAUAAUAUCCUAAUGUGGGAGGCAGUUAUAUUCGGACCACAAGAUACACCUUUCGAAGACGGUACGUUCAAGCUGACAUUGGAGUUCACCGAAGAGUAUCCCAAUAAACCGCCGACGGUGAAGUUCAUCUCGAAGAUGUUCCAUCCGAACGUUUAUGCUGACGGAAGUAUUUGCCUUGAUAUUCUACAGAAUCGAUGGUCGCCAACGUACGACGUUGCUUCCAUAUUGACCUCAAUUCAGUCACUGCUGGAUGAACCUAAUCCGAAUAGUCCGGCGAAUUCUUUGGCUGCGCAGUUGUAUCAAGAGAAUCGACGAGAAUACGAAAAGCGGGUACAACAAAUUGUUGAGCAGUCGUGGUUGAAUUUCGGCGAGAAUGAAGGUGAGAUCGAGACAAAGGAGAGUAUGGACACCACCGAAGAGAUGGAGAAUGAGCACGACGAAGCGCAGAUGCCAUCCGCUUCUGGUGCUGUUGCAUCAGCACGUACGCCCUCUUCGUCAUAA
Messenger RNA from Anisakis simplex (herring worm), 591 nucleotides. NCBI's taxonomy places the organism in Eukaryota, Metazoa, Nematoda, Chromadorea, Rhabditida, Anisakidae. The record is from the annotation of a GenBank genome assembly.